ACAUUUCCUCUUUAAAUAGCUGGAGCCGGGGCCCCGUCGAGAAAUGGCCGCGUCGGCAGAUUUAAGUAAGUCUUCCCCAACACCGAAUGGGAUUCCAUCUUCAGACACAGCCAACGAUGCCAUGGACCCCUUCCAUGCUUGCAGUAUUCUUAAGCAACUCAAAAUAAUGUACGAUGAAGGACAGUUGACAGACAUUGUAGUGGAAGUGGAUCACGGGAAAACAUUUUCCUGUCAUAGAAACGUUCUUGCUGCAAUCAGCCCUUACUUCAGAUCUAUGUUCACUAGCGGCCUUACAGAAAGUACUCAAAAAGAAGUUCGAAUAGUUGGUGUUGAAGCUGAAUCGAUGGAUUUAGUGUUAAACUAUGCCUACACCUCCAAAGUUGUUCUGACAGAGGCCAAUGUUCAAGCCUUGUUCACUGCAGCUAGCAUCUUCCAGAUUCCUUCCAUUCAAGACCAAUGUGCUAAGUAUAUGAUCAGUCAUUUGGACCCACAAAAUUCUAUUGGGGUCUUCAUCUUUGCUGAUCAUUAUGGUCAUCAAGAACUCGGAGAUCGAUCAAAAGAAUACAUCCGUAAAAAGUUUCUAUGUGUCACCAAAGAACAAGAAUUUCUCCAGUUGACAAAAGACCAACUGAUAAGUAUACUUGACAGUGAUGAUUUAAACGUAGACCGAGAAGAGCAUGUUUACGAAAGCAUUGUAAGAUGGUUUGAACAUGAACAGAAUGAAAGAGAAGUGCACCUUCCAGAAAUUUUUGCCAAAUGCAUACGUUUUCCUCUGAUGGAAGAUACUUUUAUAGAGAAAAUUCCACCUCAAUUUGCACAGGCUAUAGCCAAAAGCUAUGUAGAAAAGGGACCAUCCAAUACCAAUGGCUGUACACAGAGACUUGGAAUGACUGCGUCUGAAAUGAUCAUAUGUUUUGACGCUGCCCACAAACACUCAGGAAAGAAGCAAACAGUGCCUUGUCUAGAUAUAGUCACAGGAAGAGUGUUUAAACUAUGCAAACCACCAAAUGACCUAAGAGAAGUGGGGAUUCUUGUGUCACCAGAUAAUGACAUUUACAUUGCCGGAGGGUACAGGCCAAGCAGCAGUGAGGUAUCCAUUGACCAUAAGGCAGAAAAUGAUUUCUGGAUGUAUGACCAUUCCACCAAUAGGUGGCUAUCCAAACCAUCCUUGCUUCGAGCCAGAAUAGGCUGCAAACUGGUGUAUUGCUGUGGUAAGAUGUAUGCAAUUGGAGGUCGUGUUUAUGAAGGCGAUGGGAGAAACUCACUAAAAUCUGUGGAGUGCUACGACAGCAGAGAAAAUCAUUGGACAACUGUUUGCGCAAUGCCUGUUGCAAUGGAGUUUCAUAAUGCUGUGGAGUACAAAGAGAAGAUCUAUGUUUUACAGGGAGAAUUUUUCCUCUUCUAUGAGCCUCAAAAAGACUACUGGGGUUUUUUAACUCCCAUGACUGUGCCUAGAAUCCAGGGCUUAGCAGCUGUAUACAAGGACUCUAUUUACUACAUAGCUGGAACCUGUGGAAAUCAUCAACGUAUGUUUACUGUAGAAGCCUAUGACAUUGAGCUAAAUAAAUGGACUCGUAAGAAGGACUUCCCCUGUGAUGAGUCCAUAAAUCCAUAUCUUAAACUGGUACUUUUCCAGAAUAAACUCCAUUUAUUUGUUCGAGCUACUCAAGUGACUGUUGAAGAACAUGUCUUCAGAACCAGCAGAAAAAAUUCCCUUUACCAAUAUGAUGACAUCACUGACCAAUGGAUGAAAGUGUAUGAGACCCCGGAUCGGCUCUGGGACCUUGGCCGGCAUUUUGAAUGUGCUGUUGCUAAACUCUAUCCUCAGUGUCUUCAGAAAGUACUUUAAUGAGUAGCAGGCCUUAGUGAGCUCACUGGCAUUUCCUACUUGAGGAAACAUAGUCUUACAAUGAUAUAAGAAGUGCUGUCAGUAUUGAAGAAAGCUGAGAGAGUUUACACUCUACAUGGAAAUGGGCGCUCUUAAAGAUUACAAUGUAGGGAGGGAUUUCUUUUCAUCCUUAUAAUGUUUUCAUUUCAUUAAGCAAAAGGUAACAAAGUGCAAUUAUCAGCAUUAUUUUUUUCUGGUAUAAAAGUAAUCAUAUCAUUCUAGAAUUUUGUGAUAAAUAGUCUCUGAGAUACCAGAUGAAUUGACAACUAUGCACUCUCGUAAGAGCAGUUAGGGUAUUAUUGGUUAGAGAUAUCCCAACUAGUUUGAUGUGACUUUUUAUUUUAAAUACGGGUAAAAAUCUGAGGCAAUAUCACUAGGACUUUAGCUGUGACCUCGUCAACACAAGAAGUACUAACUUAGAUCCUCAUUCUUCAUAUAUAUAUAUUGGUGUACCAUUUUCAAAUGUACUGAGAUUUAAAUGUGUUCUGUUAUUAGAGUAGAUGGAAAGAAAAACAAAUCAGUCCCAGAAAGAGCUUUUGGUCUGAUUGUUUCAUAAUUCCCAUGUAACUUUAAGUUAAGCUAAAGUUUUAGAGUAGCAGUUUUCUGUUGAUAAGUUUUUCAAGUGCUAACACUGUCUCAUUUUUAAAAAUUCCGAGAAGGCCUCACAUUCGCAGGUGGCUGGUGCUAGUUUAAGUUAAUUCGUGUGUUUAGCUAGAUAGAUUUAAAAUGUCUGAGCCUAUGCUUUCCUUUUAAAUUGGUAUGUUAGUUUUGCAGCCAUAUAACUUUACCUGUUGAACUCUUGUGAUUUCACAAGAUUCUCUACUUAUGGGAUAGCAAGAUAUGGCCGCUUACUGGUCUAACUGGACUCAAUCUUAGAAUAAUGAGAACAUUAUAUUCAGUUUGCACUAACAUGGGCCAUUUUGUUGCCUGACCUCCUUUUCCAUCCUCUAGCUGUCCAGUCAUUAUCGGUACAAUGAAAGGUAACUUAUUUCUCUUCUGCACAGAGCAUAAUGUGAAGUUGUACACUUACUAUUUUCCAGAAACGUAAAACUCCUGCAGUGGUCUAAUUUAAUGGCUUUUAAGUUACAUAUGACAAUUGAAACCUCAUUUUUUUUCAUUUUUGCACUUAAACAAUGAUGAAUAGUUUUACAUUGAAAACUUUGUUCUAGCUGAAGGUGAUUGAGAAGGAAAAGAGUGAGUGAAUAGAACCAUAGCAUUCUAAAUCACUUUUCAUAUUUAACUGAUGAAUUUCUAACAGUCAGUUAGGAAUAUUAACAUGAAGGACAAAGCAACUCAUUUGUAAUACCUAGGGCAGAUAUUUGGAUCAGUAACUUAUUUUUUACUAUGCCUAGAAUAAUUGAUACAGGAAUAAGUAUAGGCUGGAAUCUGUCCCCAACUAGAACAUUUUGAUUCUCUUAAAGAAAACAAACUGGCAUGGUUUGUGUUAAAAACUCUUGCACCAAUUGUAAUGUGAUACUGUGAAACAAAUUUAAAGCAUUGCCUCUUUACAUCACAUACCUCGUUUUUCAGAAACUUUCCAAACUGCUUGUCCUAGACCUCUACAAGUAGGGAAUGGUUUCUGAAGCAGAAUUUAAAGUGGACAGCAUUUAUAGAAUUAACGUUUUAAAAUCUAGUCUUGGGAAGCUAGAUAUGUGGUUUCUUCUUAUUGGCCUUGAUAGUGUGUCUAUAAUCUCUUUAUAACUUUGUUAACCAAUAACCUAUUUUUUUCUCCCCAGUUCUUUAUCUUCUGUUUUCUUUAUCUUCAUGCUAUUUGGGGGCUAUUUCUGUGAGUUUUUUGAAGCAUCUUUACAGUGUUGCAUUGCAGAGGGGAGGAAAAAAAAUAACUAACUUUUGCAAGAGAUGUUCAUGUAAUUUAUUUUUGAAAGCUUUGUUGAAUAUCUAAGUUUCCUGCCGCUUUUUGACAAUCUUCUGUAUUUAUUUAGAAAAACGUGUUACUUGAAAACAUGACAUAGGACAUUGUGUUAGCAAUUUACAUGUGCCGUAUGAUAUAUAGGAGUACAACAUACUGUGGGUAAUUCUACAGUAGAUUUAUUCUGUUGAUCUGCACAACAGCUGACCCUUUUGCUAUAAUAAUUUAUAUUGAGGGUGUGCUCUAGUAUAGUGUGUUAAAGCCAAGGUUUAGAAUUUGCUACAGGAGUAGAAUAUAUAUGGAAUUUUGUAUGAAGAACUAUUUGUUUAUAUAGCUGGGAUAUUUUGCCACUUUUAAAAUGAUUUCAGAAGUCCUAGAAAACGAAGAUUAGUAAUAUGUGUGGGUAUAUGUUUAGAUAUUUAAGGUACAUUUGCAUAGUUUGAUGAGAAUAUAAGUAAAAGGCACAAUGGGUACUACAGAAUUAGAAUAUAUGUCUACCAUAUGGCAGUCACACUUCACCUUUAUUUUUGCAUUUGAAGAAUAUAUGUAGCACUUUCCUAUAUAUUUUUUACACAUUGAAAACUGGACUUGGUAUAACUUUGCUAUAGGAAAGGAGAAAUUGUAUUCUUUUUUUCCCAUCUUUGUUUUCUGUUAUCCUACAAAGUUGAUGCUUAAGUGUCAAGCUGAUUUCAUUGGUGCAUGAGAAAAAGUGGAUGUGAUCUGCAAGGAAUCAGAUUCCCUAUGUGAAGCAGUUUAAAAUGGCAUUCAACGUUCAGUGCUCAGGUAUGUAGUAAGUACUGUAGUCCUUUGGGGGCAAAUGUGUAGAUAUUUUUAAACAUUUUGCCAUAAUUGCACAAUUUUUUGCAUUUUUACCUGAUGGCAUUGUUUCUUAUAAUAAUAAAACCUUUUCUGAUUGAAAACGUCCAUUGUAAAUUGACCUUUGACUAUUGAGUUUUGCAGAAUUAAAAUUUGGAGGAAAUCAUGAAAUACCUUAUGUCAUGGUGGAAUGGAAUGAGAUUUUAAUCUAGCAAAUAUUUGGCCUCUGGUACAAAAUGAACUAGUUAAUAUCACCUUAUAUAAUGCUCUUUAAAUUCUAAAGCAAGCUCACUUGUAUUGGUAACUCCCCUGUUCCUUUUCUUCUGGCCUAAACUCAUGUUAUUCCACGCCUCUCUCUCACACUUCAUAUCCAAUCCUUCAGGAAAUCCUGCUUCUUCUUUCAAAAUACACCUACACUCUGACCACAUACCACUUGCACCACUGUCAGCCUAGUCUAAACUAGCCUACUUCGUGUGCCUUCUAUCACCCAUGACCCCUUGUAAUCUAUUCUGUUCUCUGCACAGUAGCCAGAGUGAUCCUGUUAAAACGUAAGUCAGAGUACAUCCCUCUUGGGCUCAGACGCC
Molecule: messenger RNA, 5158 nt
Organism: Diceros bicornis minor
Lineage: Eukaryota; Metazoa; Chordata; Mammalia; Perissodactyla; Rhinocerotidae
Gene: KBTBD8
Product: kelch repeat and BTB domain containing 8
Exons: 4
Coding region: 44-1849 (601 amino acids)
Biological process (GO): neural crest cell development
Molecular function (GO): protein binding
Source: RefSeq, a predicted model, not a curated record